UUGUUGUUUUUUUACAUAAGAUGUAGUUUACAUUCCACUAUAUUCUUUGUUCUACUAGUUUUUAAACAACUCUCAUCGAUUCAGAAAAUGAGGGGAAACUAGUAUAAUAUGGAGGCCAUCAUAAAUAAUAUAGCUGAGACACAACCAGGCACAGAUUUGGAUAAACCAACUUCUCCAGUGGCUGUUAUCCAAGAACUGGGGAAAAGUAGAAGCCUAAAACCAGUUUUUCAGAUCAUCAAAGAAGAAGGCCCUCCACAUGAAACAAAUUAUGAAGUGAUGUUAACUCUUGGCAAUUAUACAUGGCAAGGUGAAGGUAGAAGUGUCAAGAAAGCACAGUUUGACGCGUCUAGAAAAGCGCUGGAAGAACUCGGUUAUCCUUUACCGAGGAGAUCAACAAAGAAAACCAAAAUCGCUAAUCCGGCUUCAUUAACACCGACUGUGAUAUUGAAUGGACUUGCGAUGGCUAGGGGUGAAACAGUCAAGUACGCAGUUGUUAAGACAACACCUUUGCCUUGCCAGCCUAUAUAUAACAAAACAACUAAUUGGCAGCAACAUGAUCCGUUGAAUUGGGCACCCAAAAUGUAUUAUGGUGCUGAUUUGAAGCAACCUCAACCAUACAGCAAUGGAUCUUUCCAAACAGGAAUUGAUUUUCAGAAAUAUAAUGGCAAACCUAUCAAACGUUGGAUCCAUCCCCAACUUUUUCGUGUCGAGGUAAUUGUGGGCGAACGAUCAUUUUUUGGAGAGGGCAAAACACAGCAGGCGGCACGACAUGAUGCUGCACAGCAUGCACUUGAUGUUUUACAGACGAUGCCAGUUCCCAUAAAAGAAAAGAAAUCUGCGGAUACAAAAAAUGGAGAAAAUAGUGAUAAUGGAACUAAAAUAGCUUUGGAAAAAUCUCCAAUAAGUCUGCUAUAUGAAAAAGCUUCAAACCAUGGUUUAAAAGUAGAUUUCACUGUGACAUCAGAAGAAGGGCCACCGCACUUGAAGCUUUUCACCAUGAAUAUAAAAGUUUUCAAGUCCUCAGAUGAGAUAGUUACUAUGGCGGAUGCGCAAGGACCAAAUAAACAUACAGCAAAGAAAAAGUCUGCAUCGGCUGCUCUAGAAAAACUUCAAAAUUUAUCUUUACCAGAAAAGAAAUCAAAAAAUUCCAGAAAUUCAAGAAGCAAUAUAAAAAAGGAUUCAGAGACAAAAAUUGCAGAUAUUCUUGUAUCGAAAUCCGCAAUGCAUCCAAUCAGUCGACUCACGCAAAUUUUACAGGCUAAGAAAGAAUCUUUACCAGUCUACUCUAUCGUGUCAUUCACGAAAGACAAUCAUUUGACAUACUUUUGCAUUAAAUGUGCUGUAGGCAGUCAUGAAGCAACUGGUGACGGUAAAAGUAAAAAAGAAGCAAAACGAAAUGCUUCAGAAAACAUGCUGAAACUUUUAGGAUUUGAUAUCCGAGAACAAACUGAAUCCAUAAUUAAAGUAGAUUCUGUUCAAAAGAACGGACCAAAACUCACUAUUGCUCAACAAAGAAAACUUAAAAAUAAGCCAACUGAGCCUGAAAUACUACCAACCUUACCUGAGUGAAACAUAAAACUUUGAAACAGACAUCUUGAGUAGGUGUUGGUUUUACCCUGGCCCUUAUCUCCCGAAAAAUUGUUAUAACGAACCAUGCUGCUUAUUUUUAGUCUUUUAUUGCAUUCACAAACUGGUUUAUAUAUUUAUUUCAAAAUAUUUAACCACCGGUUAUUGAAAAAGUACUGGUCGCAAUUCUGGAUACAAAACUAAAAAUAGCUUGUAAAACAGAAAAAUGAAAUCUGUCUGU
Messenger RNA from Styela clava, 1807 nucleotides. RefSeq names its product double-stranded RNA-binding protein Staufen homolog 2-like. Gene Ontology annotation, molecular function: mRNA binding; double-stranded RNA binding. Gene Ontology annotation, biological process: protein localization to synapse; intracellular mRNA localization; anterograde dendritic transport of messenger ribonucleoprotein complex. NCBI's taxonomy places the organism in Eukaryota, Metazoa, Chordata, Ascidiacea, Stolidobranchia, Styelidae. The record is from RefSeq and is a predicted model, not a curated record. Gene Ontology annotation, cellular component: cytoplasmic stress granule; plasma membrane; neuronal cell body.